AUGGACCCAACUAAAAGUCAAAUUAGAUGCAAGGAGCGCCGUGUUCGAUGCGACCAGAAGAAGCCAAGCUGCUCAGCCUGCCAGAAGCUUGGUCUCGAGUGUGCAUGGCGACCUGUGCCGACCGCGCUUCCUAUCUCUCUCAGUAACGACGAGCUGAGGAGCUUUCAAUUCUACCGCGAGAAUACCGCUCACGACUUACGCGGCUAUGUUGAUGAUGGUUUCUGGGGAGCUAAUCUGCUCCGAAUGAGCCAUGGCAGCAAGUAUCUCGAACACUUCAUCGUUUCUUUGAGCAGCCUUGAUGAAGCCUUCCAUCUGCGAACGCAACCCAACCAGAUUGGUCUGGCUUUGCAGAGGUACAGGUUCAGUCUCGACCAAUAUCAAAUCGCGAUAGGGGGCCUUCUUGGCGAUAUCGCGCAUCCUUCUGAGAUGGCUGUAGUGCUGGCCGCUUGUCUGGUGUGUAUUGCAAUCGAGUUGUGGCACGGCAACAACCACCAAGCACGGCAACAUGCCAAGGCGGGCUUCAAUAUCUCCAGCAGUCUAGAUCUGAUCCCGGCAAAAGGACACACCUCUCCAACUAGCCCGAUGUUGGAGACCCUGCUGCCCAGCCUCUUUCGAUUCUGUGCCGAACUGGGUCUGGAUGUGAACGACUCGUUCCGGAAGUUCUCCUGUGUGCAUCAGCAAAGUUCCCUCAAGCAGCUUGCUUCACAAGAGCUGGCAGAUGCCAGCGACAUCCACGCCAGGUUUUUUCAGCUCCUGGACGCCUACAUAUCCGAGGCGCAUAACACAGUCCUCGAGAGCGGUCUUGGUGAAGCUUACCGAUUUAUUGAGCUCCUUGAUCAGUGGUACGAGCGGAUGCAUACGUCGACACAGAAGAAUCAACAGCUCCCCCGAAGUUAUCAUCUGUUGGCGGGUCACUACCACGCCGUGCGGGCAAUGCUGGUAGCUAUCACCACGGAUGAUGAGCUUGAAUACGAUGCUCAACUCGAAGACUUCCGGAAAAUCCUUGCGCACUGCACCGAAUUUCUCCAGUUGAAACGCAGCAAACCUCGUAGCCUCAAUACGCGCCGGUCACCAGAUGCUGCGGUGAACCUCAUGCUCUUGUUCGUCGCCAUCAAAUGUCGGCAGCCGGGUAUCCGACGUCAAGCGGUUCGCUUGAUGUACCGUGCCCGGCGGCUCGAAGGGUUAGUACUUCCCAAAGGAUGCGCAUCGGAGAGCGGGAUGCUCGCUAUGCGUCUCGUGAAACACAGUUUCAAAUAA
Cyphellophora europaea CBS 101466 is the source of this 1257-nucleotide messenger RNA. RefSeq lists its product as uncharacterized. The record is from RefSeq and is a predicted model, not a curated record. The coding region runs from base 1 to 1257 and encodes 418 amino acids. Gene Ontology annotation, molecular function: DNA-binding transcription factor activity, RNA polymerase II-specific; zinc ion binding. The transcript is spliced from 2 exons. Gene Ontology annotation, biological process: regulation of DNA-templated transcription. Lineage: Eukaryota; Fungi; Ascomycota; Eurotiomycetes; Chaetothyriales; Cyphellophoraceae.